Messenger RNA from Enhydra lutris kenyoni (northern sea otter), 1522 nucleotides. Its product is annotated as MORN repeat containing 1. Gene Ontology annotation, cellular component: cytosol. The record is from RefSeq and is a predicted model, not a curated record. Bases 1 to 1461 code for a protein of 486 amino acids. The transcript has 14 exons. NCBI's taxonomy places the organism in Eukaryota, Metazoa, Chordata, Mammalia, Carnivora, Mustelidae.
AUGGCGGCUGCGGGCGGCGGGAGCCCGAGCUGCAGCCAGCCGCUCCAGGACCCGCCGAGGCGGCCGCCGCGGGACGGCCGCGGCGUCUACGUGUACCCGAACCCCUUCUUCCGCUACGACGGCGAGUGGAGGGGAGGAAGGACGCACGGCCAGGGCAAGCUGCUGUUUAAAGACGGGAGUUACUACGAAGGCGAGUUUGUGGACGGGGAGAUCACGGGGGAAGGCUGCCGGUUCUGGGCCUCAUCAGGGGACACCUACUCUGGACAGUUUGUCCUGGGAGAGCCUCAAGGAUACGGCCUCAUGAAGUACAAAGCUGGCGGACAUUAUGAAGGGGAGCUCUCCCACGGCCUGAGAGAAGGACACGGGCACCUGGUGGACCAGGAUGGACAGGCCUACUGGGGGUCGUUCCAUAACAACAAGCGGCACGGCCAGGGGCACAUGGUCUUCCGGAACGGUGACAAGUACGAAGGCAACUGGGUCCGGGACCAGCGUCAGGGGCACGGGGUGCUAUUCCGUGCUGACGGCUCCACCUACGAGGGACAGUGGCACGGCGACGUCUUCAGCGGCCUGGGCCAGCUGACCCACUGCUCCGGGGCCGUCUACCACGGGAUGUGGAUCAGUGGCCACCCGGUGGCACAAGCCAAGAAGAUUGUGAUUCUGGGUCCGGAGGUGAUGGACGUGGCUCAGGGCUCUUCCUUUACCGUGAGCGCUCAGCUGCAGCAGGACAAUGGGGAAGUGGCCGAGGGCGAGGACGGCCGGGUUUUGAAGAUCUCAGCCGGCGUCCGGUAUGUGCAGCUCCCGGCCUACUCAGAGGUCAGCUUCUUCAAUGUGGACAAGGACGACCAAGGGACACCCAUCCAGACCCCAUUCGGGUUUGACUGCAUGGCCUAUCCUCUGUGGAGUCCCAAGUCUGGGGGCCAAGAGCCCAGAGCUGCGCUGGAAAGUACCGGAGACCCGCGGCUCCCCACCGGAGACCUGAAGCUGUGUCUUUCUGCUCUCCACUUCCCAGGAGAAACCUCUUCUCCCGCUUCCUGGGGACGCGAACCCCACUGCCCUGAGGACUGCCGACGCGUGGAACAAGGUUGCGCCCAAUUCUCGGACGUCCGCCUUGGGCCCCCACCUCCCGGGUACAGCCCUGUCCUCUUCCUCGACAACCUCCGUGAGGAGACAGACAGCAGGUCCAGAGGCGGCCUGGGCCCUGGCAGGAUGACGCCCAACGGGCAGGACCCUCCAGGAGGCAGCAGGCCUGACGGGGCGGCCUCAGCCGAGCCAGCGGCAGCUGCCUUCCCAGGGGAGUAUGUCAUCAUGAUCUGUGACGUGACCAACCCUCCCUUCCUGGGCCACACGCUGCCCACCGCCUUCAAACACCUGCGGGUCUUGGGGAAGGGGAUGGACCAACGGCCCCACGUGGCUGGAGAAGGCCCCGACACCCAAGCUCGGACAGCCGCCCCGUGCACCUGACAGCCCCCAGGGUCCCUCUCGGGAGACCAUCUUCACUGUGAGGGGAAGGAAGAGCCAUGUC